ACACGCAUCCCGCUUCCUCCACUCUUCCUCUCUCUCUCUCUCUCUCUCUCUCUCUCUCUCUCUCACACACACACACACACACACACACAGAUACUCACUCUCUCUCAGACUGAAACAGCAGGAGCUGGGACCCAAGGACGUCCGUCCACAAGGAGGCUAGAAAUGGAAAGUUUGAACCACAGGCUGAACAAACAUAUUGACUCAUGGAUGGGUCCCAGGGAUCCUCGUGUGAGAGGCUGGCUACUGCUGGACAACUACCUGCCCACUCUGGCCUUCACUAUCAUCUACCUCCUGAUCGUGUGGAUGGGACCAAAGUACAUGAGGAACAGACAGCCUUUCUCCUGCCGGGGAAUCUUAGUGGUGUAUAAUCUGGCACUCACCUUUCUUUCCUUUUACAUGUUUUAUGAGCUUGUGACUGCUGUGUGGCAAGGCGGCUAUAAUUUCUUCUGCCAAGACACUCACAGCGGAGGAGAGGCUGACGACAGGAUUAUUCACGUGCUGUGGUGGUACUACUUCUCCAAGCUCAUUGAGUUUAUGGAUACCUUCUUCUUCAUCGUGCGCAAAAACAACCACCAGAUCACAUUCCUGCACAUCUACCACCAUGCCACCAUGCUGAACAUCUGGUGGUUCGUCAUGAACUGGGUGCCAUGUGGACACUCCUAUUUUGGGGCCUCCUUUAACAGCUUCAUCCAUGUGCUGAUGUACUCUUAUUACGGGCUCUCAGCUAUUCCUGCCAUAAGGCCGUACCUCUGGUGGAAGAAGUAUAUAACACAAGGACAGCUGAUCCAGUUCGUCCUGACCAUGAUCCAGACAUCCUGUGCUGUGGUGUGGCCCUGCGGUUUCCCAAUGGGCUGGCUGUAUUUCCAGAUCAGUUAUAUGAUCACCCUUAUUAUUUUCUUCUUAAACUUCUACAUACAGACUUAUAAGAAGCCCGGGGCUGCGCUGAAAAAGGAUCAGCGACACAACGUCGUUAAAUCUGUGAACGGCCACUCGAACGGUGCGACUCACACAGAAACAGUAAAGCACAGGAAGAGGGCAGAUUGAGGAGCUGUCCAUUCACCCAGUUCCUCUAUAUCUGCGUAACACUUCUGUGAAUGUGUUGAAAGACUUCCCCAGUCUACACACUGCAGAGAGAGAGAAGCAAAAUAAAAGCAAAUCCAUAUUAAUCUUGAAGAGAGUCAUAACAUUUUGCACACUGUGUCCUGUUAUUGUUCCUAUUGAAUUCAAAGACAAUACGAGGAGAAACACACUGUAGUUUAAAAAAAAAAGUUAUAACAGGGUCUGAGUUCUGUAGAAUGUCUUAGAGUAUAUUAAUGUCUUGUAUGUGUGACGGCCUGGGAAAACCCAUCGGAUAUUGUCAGUGCGGCUGAAUUCUUCAGAACGGCUACUUUAAGAAAACAUAAAUAUAUUUCACCCAAAAGUUAUGUAGAAAUAUUUUGAUUUACUUUCUAACCUUUCCUUGGCUUUCUGCAAACAUCAUGUUAGGUUGACAAGGAUCCAGUUUAACAAACGCAACUGUAAAAGCAGUCAGUCUGCCUAAAGAGCGCUAGCUUGCUAGCUAAAUGUGCUUUCUUUGGCCAGGGAACGUCAUGCUUUGAUCAAAUUGUUGGUUAUUUGCCAUAGAGAAUUGGACGUAAGCCAAAUAGAUUCUAUUUCCUUCAUCAAUUUUCACUAAAGUUAUUUUCUUCAUUAACAAGUUACACAUGUAUAUAUCAGCAUAGUGUUUGUUUACGCCUGUCAGCUCAGGAUAAUAUUAAAUCAGGUUAAAGAUCAUUGCAAAUGAGAUAAUAUAGACAUGACAACAGGAUAAUAUUAAAUCAGGUUUAAGAUCAAUAUAAAUGAGAUCAUAUAGAGAUGACAACAGAGUAACUGAACACUGGACAUCUAGUCCAUACUGUAAAUAUAAUGAAUUCUAAUAAUCUAUAACAGUUACCUUUUUUUUAAUAAAGUAUAAGAUAUUAAACAUGGAAUGACAGCUGGAUGGACGAGACUUCAGAAUAGCCUGUUAGUCUGUAGGCUAUGAAAGACAGGAAUAAGGUUAGACUUAGGUUUUAUGGUCAUGUUCAUUAUUUUAAUCUUUUACUGAUCAAAUAUAUAUUUCAUGUGUGAAUUAAAUCAGUUAAUAGCAGUUGCUUUUACACAACCAGUGUGUUUGUGUUGCCUGUCAGUAAAAUCAGAACAGAAUCUUUAAAACCUCCAUAUUUGUUGGUAACCAAAUUGUAAAACGUCAUAACUAUACUUGUGGUUGAGAUACAUGCAAAAGAGAAACAUGUUUCAGAACUACGUGUAGUACAAAUUUGAAAAAAUCUCCAUGUGAAGGGUUUUCCACGGCCGCCACACAUAUUUUUAUGAUUGUUUUAAUGGAUGAGACUGUUUUGAACACAAAAUGGAAAUGUGCUUAUACAAAAAAAAAGCUAUAAUUUGGAAAAUUGAUAGAUGAUAAUAUUUAGAAAAGGGUACACAGAAGCGAUAAUUGCAAUGUUUUGCAAUGGGGUCCAAAAGUUUUUCUUUUUUAUUACUUUUAUUAAUUUAGAAAAUGUAAUAAUUUGAUCACUUAAUUCUAUUAUCAUCAGUAACAUGAGUUCAAAAUAUUUACAUGAAUUUCAUGUAAUUUUAUUAUUUCCCCAGUGCAUUUGAGCUGGCAUGGACUCCACUAGUUUGUAAAACCUGACGAUUCAUAUUAUAUCGAAUCCAUUGCAGUGUCCUCUGAACAUGUUUAAUGGAAUGGAUAAGACUCAAAGAAAACUUGAUUUGUGGAAAGCCAUUAACAAAUUUGCUUACAUUUUAAAUAGGAACCUAGAAAUAGUGCAGCAUCUUGAAUAUUAAAUAGUUCUUAAACUUUCUGUGUAUUGUAGUGUGGUCUCAGACUUUUGGACCCCACUGUAUAUGCAAUACUUUGUAAGGAUAUUGUGAUUUUUAAGCACAUAAAAUAUGCUGUAUGAAUAUUACAGCCAUAUAACUCACUGUCAGAUGCAAAACCAUCAGGUCUAAAUAUAGCUAAUAUUGUUUUAUCAUGUCUUGCAUUGAGAAACAUAGGACUUUUAUGAUACAUGCUGGUGCUUCACGUUUAAAUCAGCGGCUUACGAGAUACAUGACCAUUCAUUCUUUUGUAUAGUGAUGCUCAGCUAUCCAAUAUCAUUCCAGCCAAACACCUGAGACAAAACCGUCUAAAUAAGCAAUGUCACUUGAACAUAGAUUAGAUUAAACCUCGCUGGCGUCCAUUUGAAUUGCGAGAUAUUCGAUAUUUUAUUUGGACUUGCAGUGGUCUGAGAGUCUUAGUGAUCCAAGAUUCAUUAGGCAGUCCAUGAAUCACAGAAUCAACUAUAUAGUCUGUUAGAAAUAAAAUGUCCAUCAUACAGAUUAACUAACGAUUUCUAAUGGAAUAGCGACUGAUUUAUUUGAAUAAAGUAAUAAUAUUUGGUUCACAUGAUGAUUUUGUUUAGCACUGUCUGAAAUACAUGGGCAUCAAUUAGUGCAGCUUCUAGAAAAAUAAUAAUGAAGAAAGAGAGAAACAGUUCCUAAACCUCGAACAUAAGCAUCAUUAAGCAUCGUGAUACGGUAUGUUACUAUAAAUUGUGCCAUAAAAUAUAAACCAGUCUAUUCCAUUUAUGCGCAUAACUCUAAUCAAAUCAAUUAGUCUGUUUAGAAGUCUAGGCUUGUGCACCAUUUGCACUAACCGACCACUUUAUUAGGAACGCCUGUAGAUCUGCUUAUUCAUGAUUCAUGUAGUUGUCAAAUCAGCCAAUCAUGUGGCAGCAGCACAACAUUGAUCAAGAGCUUCAGUUAAUUCCUGGUCUUGGCUGAGUGUUGUGCAUUCGGAGAUGCUUUUCUGCUCACCAUGGUUGUAACGAGUGGUUACUGAGUUACCAUAAACUUCUUGUCAGCUCAAACCAGUCUUGCCAUUCUGCCCUGACCUCUGUCAUUAAAAAGCUGUUUCUACUCUGGAUGUUUUUGUUUUUCGCACCAUUCUGCGUAAAAUCUAGAGACUGUUGUACGUGACAGAUCCAACACCCGUGGCAAGGCACGGUCAAGUCAUCACAUUUUCCCACAUUCUAAUGUUUAAUGUGAACAAUAUCUGAAACUCUUGACUUGCAUGUGCAUGAUUUUAUGCAUUGUGCUGCUGCCACUUGAAUGGUUAAUUGGCUAACUGCAUGAACAAGCAGGUGUACAGGUGUUCCUAAUAAAGUGGUCAGUGAGUGUAUUUCAGUGACUGUAACUGUACACUUUAAACUAUAAUACAUGUACCACUACCUGUAGCUAUACUGUCUCUCUGAACAUUGCCUUAAAAACAUAAUGCAACCUUGCUAGCAUUUUCAACUAGCAUCUCCUCUGUGUGUAUUCUAUGUGAUGUUUUACAUGACAUAGAGUUCAUUAUUGUAACACUAUGUAUAGUGACAAGACAUUGCUUUAGAUGAUCUAAGCUCUUAAUUGUUCGAAGAUCAUGUGUUGUUGUAACAAUUUUCAAAUCGUCAUGCAGGAAAAUGCAUAAAAGCUACGGUAGAAACUGUGUUGUUAUUGUGAGUGAAAUAAAUAAAGGCCUUAGUGUUUACCCUGA
Molecule: messenger RNA, 4555 nt
Organism: Pangasianodon hypophthalmus (striped catfish)
Lineage: Eukaryota; Metazoa; Chordata; Actinopteri; Siluriformes; Pangasiidae
Gene: elovl5
Product: ELOVL fatty acid elongase 5
Exons: 8
Coding region: 163-1044 (293 amino acids)
Biological process (GO): sphingolipid biosynthetic process; fatty acid elongation, saturated fatty acid; very long-chain fatty acid biosynthetic process
Cellular component (GO): endoplasmic reticulum; endoplasmic reticulum membrane
Molecular function (GO): fatty acid elongase activity
Source: RefSeq, a predicted model, not a curated record